This is a messenger RNA of Linum trigynum, 12178 nucleotides long. The record is from the annotation of a GenBank genome assembly. NCBI's taxonomy places the organism in Eukaryota, Viridiplantae, Streptophyta, Magnoliopsida, Malpighiales, Linaceae.
AAAAAAUAAUGAUGAAUGUAGCUAAUAAAUAAAUGUGUUUGUUUGGAUGGAUGGAGACAUAAACCAACAGAGGAUAAUUAUCAUUAAUCGUAAUAAAUCUAUUCACUUUGUACAAAACGGUUACAAUUCUUUAAUUUUGCACGUUUUGGUAAAACAAGUUUAAGCAAAUAACGAAGUGGUCAAUCCAUCCAAUUCCGUCCAAAAUUUUGUUACCUAUUUCCUAAUCAGCAUGACAGGUCAUUACAAAUAUUAAUAAAAAAAUCAAUUAAUCGCCCCACUUAACCGGGACAACCCAACCGGUCAUAACAAGCUCUUUACCCACCCCUUCCCGAAUUGCAGAAAGCCAACGACCCUUCUCGUCUCGAGUUUGUGGCUGCAAAUCGACAGAAUGCUAUUCCCUUCACCCUUCUUCUUUCAAGCUAAUCGAUCUUCCCUUGACGGUGACGAUGACUCCCCACCCGCAUCCUCAACUCCAGAUUCCAAUUAACCCGUUUCAACCCCUUCUUCUGCUACUACGGGUUCAGAUGCCUUCGAAUCGAGACUCGAUUCGUCGACCCUGGCGCUACUACGACGCCAGCUUCGCCGAAUGGGACGAAGACGAGUUCGAAGGCCUUCUGACUGCUGCGGAUACUCCGAUGACUCCAAAGUCUGGUGGCGCUAGUAGCGACGAGAAGGAAACCAAGAUCCAAAUUCGAAGCAGCAACUAGCGGGUUUGAUUUUUAUAUCUCCGGUGGCCGGCGUAGAUGGGGGAGAGACAGAGAGAAGGGAGAACCGAUGAUGGUAAAGUUCGUCUGCCUCGGAUUGGGGCUGAGAAUUUAUUCGGGUGAGGCAGAAUCAGGGAAGACUAAUUGAUUUCCUUGGGCCUAAAUAUAUGCUUCUGGGGGAAUUAAAUUGAAUUUAUGUUUGUCUUUGCUAAAAAAAAAAUUGCCCAAGGGGGUGGGUAAUUCAGGAAGGGGUGGGUAAAGACUUACUACCGGUUGGGUUCUGCUAAGUGGAGUGAUUAAUUGAUAUUUUAAUUAAUAUUUUUAUGACAUGUCAUACUGACUGGGCAACAGGUAAUAGAAUUUUGGACGGAAUUGGACGGAUUGACCACUUUAUUAUUUGCUUAAACUUGUUUUACCAAAAUGUGCAAAAUUAAAGAAUUGUGACCGUUUUGUACAAAGUGAUUAGAUUUGUAACCAUUUAUGAUAAUUACCUACCAACAGAUGUGCCCAACGAUGUAAAUAUGGGUAUUAUUAUUAUUAUUAUUAUUAUUAUUAUUAUUAUGAAUGAGCCCCACCUGCCUGCCUGCCUCUACUGUUUAUUUUUCUGCCAUGAAAGAAAGAAUCAUAAUCGUUUUCAUUUCACCGCACAAAAAAAAGGCUAAUCAUUCACCUCUCUCUCCGUGAAUAGAUUUGUAACCAUUUAUGAUAAUUACCUACCAACAGAUGUGCCCAAGGAUGUAAAUAUGGGUAUUAUAAUAAUAAUAUUAUUAAUAUGAAUGUGUUUACCCAUAAAAAAAUCAGCUUGUACCACAUCGAUUAAUUACAAGAGGAUUAAUGGAUUUAUAAGGUCAGCUCAACAUUAAUGAUUAAAAGAGAUAGCUGGGCCUUGUUGGGUUGGGUUUUUGGGCCUAGGUGGCCAAACCCCUUCUCCUCUAUACGAUGGCCAACCCGUCUUCGUGACCCCAUAGUCGGACGAUGCUUCCACCCCUUGGUAUGAAAUUUGACUAAGUAUUUAGACCCAACCACAAGGGGGUCAUGCAUGACCUCGUCCAAGUAUUUAGACCCAACUACAAGGGGGUCAUGCAUGACCUCGUCCAAGGGGGGUCAUGCAUGAUAUCGUCCAAGGGGGUCUCGUCCAAGGGGGGUCAAGCAUGAUACCAUCCAAGGUGAGGCGAGUACGACGAGGCGUGAGCUAGCUGUGGUGGCAAAGAGAGCCAAAAUUUGACUAAGUGUUGAGACCCAUAGCACAAGGGGGUCAGACAUGACAUCAUCCCAGGGGGGUUAAGCACUAUGCCAUCUACCUACCUUGCACCAGGGUGGUCAUGCAUGACAUCGUCCAAGGGGGUCAUGCAUGAUACCAUACAAGGUGAGUCGAGUAUAACGAGACGCAAGGGGGUCUAGCCACCUACUGGGUAUCAAUCAUGUUGGCAAGGGAAGAAGCGCAACGCGAGUCCCUAGACCAUUGUGGUGAAGAAAGCCAAAAUUCGGCUAAGUAUGGAGAUCCAACCGUCCAAGGGGGGUCAUGCAUGAAUUCGUCCAGGGGGUUUCGUCCAAGGGGGUCUCGUCAAGGCAGUCAAGCAUGACACCGUGCAAGGAGGGUGUCAAGCAUGACACCGUGCAAGGAGGGUGUGAAGCAUGAUAACCAGACAUGGCCAUAGUAAGAGGGUACCAAGCCGGCAAGGCAGGGCUUGGUACCAAGACAUGAAAAGCAUGAAUUUGGCUAAGUAUGAAGCCAACGGGGUCGGCAAGAUAGGCUAGGCAGCCAAGCAAGGCGACAGGGUAUCAUACCCCUUGGUAUCAUGACCCCAAGGGGGUGUCAAGCCAACAAGACAAGAAAUUCGACUAAGGCAUGGUGACUAGCUGAGGUGGCCACCCAACUAUGGAUGGAUCUACCAGGAUGUCGAGCUCAGCCCUUAUGAGGCCAUAUGGAGACAAAGUCCAAAGACGGGCUUGGUAGCACCUUCACAGGGUACCAAACCGGCAGGGUGCAACUUACCACUUGACGAGGCUACAAAAACUAAGUAUGGAGGUCAAGUAGGGGUGGGCAUACGGUUCGUAAAACCGAACUGAACCUAACCGAACCGAAUAUAAACCGAACCGAAACCAAAUUAAUGUUAUUCGGUUCGGAAUUCGGAAGAGAAAAGGGCAUAUUUCGGAAACCAGGGUCCUUUCGACCGAACCGAAUUUCCGAAUUCCGAACCGAAAAACCGAAUUAUUAUAAUUGCAACCUCUAAAUGGUGGAUUUUUAUGUUUCUAAUUAUUAUGAGACUUAAAUAUUUGAAUUAUAUUAGUGUUUUAUGACUUAUGUGUUGAAAUGUUUGAUUUUAUCAUUGAUGAUACAUAUUUAUUGUUUACAUUAGGGUGAAAAAUAAUUUAAAAAAGAGAAAAUACAAGCUAACUCACUAUUUUGGUUUUGUAUGAAAACCGAACCGAACCGAAUUAUAAUUCGGUUUGAAUCGACCGAACCGAAUUAUAAUUCGGUUCGAAUUCGGUUUGAGGUUUGAUAGAAUUCGGGGACCCGGUAUGUAUAAUUUCGGUUCGGUUUGAACCGAACCGACCGAAUGCCCACCCCUAAGGUCAAGCCACCAGGACUGGCUUGGUAGUAAGGAUUACAUUGGUUUGGUGGCAUGCCGUUGAGAUCAAGACCUCAUCAUGGUUCAUGGAGGCUAAGGUAAGAGCCUCAACCCCAUCCAGUUAUGACAGGGCGACAAGGCUCAACACCAACCCGACCCGGCAUCGAGGCCAUCAAGUACCCACCAACCCCAAGACUGGACAAGGAGCUCCAAGGCAAUGGAGGUAAAGACCAAGACAGCGGUUACCAAUUGGCAACCAAGGCAACGAAAAGAGGUCCCUAAGGCGUUUGGAGCAAUAAGCCGGCUAGCAGUUACCAAGGCAGUUACUCCUAGUGGCUAUAAAUAGAAGAAACGAAGAAGAAGCAAGGGUUCCACAACCAAACAUUUGACGCACAAUGUCAAAAUUUAUCUUUUCUCUGCAAAUCAGCUUUUAGUUUUCGGAGCUCUCACUGAACCUCCAUAGGAGUAGAGUAACUUAGAUUGUUCCCAAAAACCAUCAAAAACAUCAAACACCCUCGUUCGAACAUUGUUCGGAGAGGUGUGAACCAUGUUGAUUGUCGUUGUUCAAGAAGUCAAGGUGCAAUCAUUUAAUUCAAACACCAGUUUUUCCUCGCCGCCGAAAAACAGAAUGAGCCCUGCCUGCCUCUACUGUUUAUUUUUCUGCCAUGAAAGAAAGAAUCAUAAUCGUUUUCAUUUCACCACACAAAAAAAAAGGCUAAUCAUUCACCUCUCUCUCCCCAUAUGGCAUCGUUUAGCUUCGUCAGAGUAUAAUGUGAGUCAGUCAAGAAUAAUUUGACUGUAAAAAUGGGUAAGAGAUAGACUUAGUAUCAUAUGUCUUUUUGAAGGAAAAAAAUUAACAAUUUUAUUUUAGCAAGAAAAUUUAGGUGCUAAUUCCAAACUAAACAGCGUGACAUAAAACUACGUAAUGAAGGACCCGAGAAAAAAAUGAACUCUAAUAGAGUAUGAACUAGAUUAUUAAAAGAUAAUCAGAGAAGAAUUCAAGUAGGCAAACGUUGCCAUGUAGAUAUGCCCGACCCGUUAUAAUCAAUUAAUUUCAUAUAAUAUUGGGCAAGUAGUAGUUAUAAAUUUGUACUUCUUUCUUCCUCAAUUAGAAAAUUUCAAAGGUCAGCUAUAUAUAUAUAUGGUUACCAUUAAUGGGUCAGAGGUGAGCUCACAAGUCACAAAGCAAGAUGUUUAUUUGAACACACUUGUAAUGAGAUGUGCCUGUCGAUCUAAAGGUGUCACUGAUUUGUAAUAAUUUAGCUUAACAAAUUGUUUUUACAUUGUUUUCUACAAUUGCUUUGCUUAUGUGCCGACUGUCUUGAUAACAUCUAAGUUUAAAAUAAUUUCAAAAUUAAACUACCAGUUUGUGCAAUUAGUCAAUGUGUUUAUUCAGCAUUGAAAAUAACAUUUUUCUUGUUGCCUUCAUAGUAUUCUUGUUAGCAAGCACAAGGACAUACAAACGUUAAAUAUAUAUAAAAACGUAACCAAACACAAAAAAAAAUCAAAUUCUAAUUAACUUAGAGUAGCAGGAUAUAUAAAAAAAAAAUCUUAUUCAUCACUAAAUAAAUAUUAUGAAACGUAGGUAAAACUGCACCAUCCAAAGACAGAAUUGUCGACCGGGGACCAAAGACAGCUAACUUAGCUGCAUGCACGAACCCUUCCUUCUUCAUGUACAUUAAAUUCUGAUGUGCUCUUUCUCCUUAAUACAUGUACACAUUGAAGUCCCAUCAGUAUUAUUAGGUUAACUACCGUCCAAUCCAUACACUUAAUUUGUUGCCUUGAAAUCCUUCACAUACAUCAUAUUCGCUAGUUUCGAAAUUUAAAUUUAUAGAUGCAUUAGAAUGGUGGGGAUUAAAAUUGAGUUUGUGUAUGUGAGUGAUAAUUCAUAAUUGAUAGAUCGUUGUCUUGAUCUUACCUACUUUAAUUAAUCAUAAUAAUUUAAUAAACGUGUAGAAAACAAUAUCGGAUGGAUGAAUCAUUGUCCUACGGAAAAUGAAGUGUAGUUCUAGCAAUGAAGCAUAGGUUCAAUCGAAAUGUUUAUUUACAUGUACAUAACUAAAUUCUUGAUUCUUAGAGAAAUUAAACUGCAUAAGGAUGAACUGAAACUAGCUUCUUGUUGCAUGUAAAUCAAUAGGCAUUGGAUAGCAUUUUGGAACUACCUUCUUCCACACUACGGAGAGCUAUGGAACAAGAAAGAACAUUGAAAUCUCACACACUCAACCAAUGAAAAAUUUCGAGUGAUCCAAAAGGGAUUCCUUGUCCCAUCAAAUAUUGAAUGAGAACAUUAGAGUUUUUGGGCCCUCUCCCUCUCCUAGUCUCCUUAAAUGUGUUUGUGUGUUUUAUUUCCAUAUACACUUUAUCUUGUGGAAUUAACAUUAUUCAUCAUACCAUACCUAAUUAUAUCGUAUAUGCUUUGCACCUCCCUUGGGUUUGGAGAAAAAAUUUCCGAGUAGGGGUAUAUACAAAUUCGAACCAAUGACCAUUCAGUUGCAGGAAGAAUUUCUUAUCAUUUCGAUCGAGUGAGUUUUGUUAUGUAAUGCACUUUCGUCUUUAUUUAUAGUAAUAAAUUGUUGUCUUUUGUUUAAACUCGCUCAUUUUUUUUUAGCUCUACAACAGAGAAAUUUCUUGUCUUUUGUUUAAACAAAGUUGAAAGUGAAGAAGUACCAAUUGAAGUUCACUUGUUUGUUUCACAAAAUCAAUUCCAAGGUACUUCUGAGUUCUAAUUUGUAAUAUUUGAUGAAUGGAAGUCUUGAUUUGUAUGUACUGAACUUAUUUGUUUGACGUUGUAACCGGUGUACGUGAAACUAUUUUAAUGUAAUUGUGUGAAUUUAGAGUAUUGCGUUGUUGACUUUUUGUUUAAUUUAAAGUUGACUUUUCUAUUGUAUAGGUGAUUUUUUAUGAUAUGAUAAAGACACCCCCUUGGCCAAUUUCCUGGCUCCGCCACUGCCGAUAAGUCCAUGUUAUUAUGUGAGAUUGUGCGCUUGAGAUUUCGCAUGAAAUUUUGACCAAUUUGAGAUGUCUUCGUCGUUCACUCUCUUCGAACAGGACAUGUGGAUUGACCAGGUUCUUCUUCGGCUAAUGAUACCUUGAUCCCGAAGCCUGUGAAAUGAUUCAUCUAACAUGAAGCUCUAUGCGAGUAUGAUUCAUGUUGGGUAAAAGAUAUAAGACCCAACAGCCUAAUGAAAGACUUAUUUUAUCGUAAAUUGGUCCAAAAUCUUGAAAAAUAUUAGAUAGGUAGAUAGAUGUUCAAUGUGUUUCUAUAAGGAAUUCUCUAGCACAAAAUUGAGUAUAGGUUCAUGAAAUUUAUAGAGGUUUAGUUUAGAUGCUAACGUUAGGAACACCUCUGGCCAAACCCCAACCUAAUUGUCUUGCCCUCCCCAUAAAUACCCUUUCAUCAUCCCCUACCCAUAAAGUUGAGCUGUUUAGUUGACUGUAGGGCCGAUUAGUGGUUAAGGCAAGGCUCCUUAUUGUAGUAGAAUAGGUGCACUAAUAUUUAUCAUCUACACUUAAUUCACUCAAACUCAGAGGUUUAGGUUAACUAAUCCAAAUAGAGGUCAAAAAUAUAUAAUUACUAGCUAGGUGGUGGCCGAGCUUUGCAACGGCCUGCAGUUGAUUUUUUUUACUUUGUUGGGUAGUCAUUUGUGUGUAUUAUUUUGUUUUAAUAAUCUAACAUCAUUACAUCUUACAUUACAAAAAUGCGUAAAUACUAUUCACCUAAUUUUAAAAGUAGUCUUAAGACAUCUAAUUUUGAAGUUUGAUUGGUAACAUGAGUCUAAUACGAUGACAUAACACAUAAGGAUUAAUGAAAAUUAGGAAUGGAAAUCGAUCGUGUUGGGGGGCAGAUAGUGCAUAUCAAUUAUCCUACCUAGAAUAGUUUGGUUUACUCAUACUCACAGAAGAAUCGAGGAGAAAAUUAAAAUCAAGCCAAUUCUCGAUGAUUCGGGUUUUCACGUGUUAUCCAUGGGUAAUAAUUUUUAUUUAUAUAUAAAUCUAACCAACAUGUUAACAUUCACUCGUAUAAUGACAUUGCGUACGACAAUAAAAAUCACUAAAAUGAAGAAAAUUAGUUAAAACAAAACAACUGCACGAAAAUAUUAUAUAUUAUAAUAAAUAUCAAGGUUAUAGAGAAAAAUAAUGAGCUUUCUAGAAAAAAUACAUAUGCAUGUGUAUAAUCGAGCAUAUUUGGGUUGCAUAGUGAGAAAAUCAUGCCCAUCCAUUGAUGUAAUAUUCGGAUUCAAAUUUUUUCACACCCACUAAAAAUCACUCGAGUUCGAAUUUUACCCUAUCUGAUUAAGUCAGAUUCGGGUGGAUACCACCGUUGCAAAUUUAUUUCCACAGUUACAACAUUAUCAGAAGUUCACAACUCUCAAAUUGAGAAAUAUUUUUUAGAACAGGUGCGAAUCCAAAUAUCUCAUGCAAAAAACGUACAACUAUGGAUUACGUGGAAGUUGCAAAAUCUUAAAAUGGGAAAACAUAUGCAUAAAAAAAAAGAACCAAUGAGAGCAAAAGUAUAGGCAACAGUAACAUGGAUUGAGCCUUAUAUAAUAUAAUUUUUCUUCACUUCACUUCAAUUAUUUGGUUGUUUUUAUUUGUUGAGGAAACACAUGGAACCACAUAAGCAACUAAGUUGUCCAACGAGGAGGAAAGGAAAAUAAGCAAAAUAUAAAUUGUAACAAAACUAAAUAAUUAAAGGGUUCCCUACAUUCACAAUGCAGCCUUAUAUUAGUUUAGUUCAAUUUUGACACAAAUUAGACCAUACUGCCUCUAAGAUGGAAACAAUCAUGCAAUGUUUCUAUAAGUAAAAAGAUGUCCUAAUUUCAUAAUGUAAUAAUCCAAAAGUAAGUUGUACACCACAAAAACAAUAUCUUUCUUGUAUUCCUCUCCCAAACAAAACAAAACAAAACAAAGAUAACUAAGUCGUAUAAGAGUACAUGCAUAACCAUCAAUAGAACUCUCAUCCAUAAGAGUAUAUGCUUAACCACUGCAUUUGUAAAUGUCGCAAGUUUCUACAGUCACAUUUUAAUCUGUCGAAAUAAAAUGUCGGCGAUAUAUGUACCAACACUUUGUGUAAAUGUCGCAAGCUUCUAUAGUCACAUUUUCAUAUGUCGAAAUAGAAUGUUGGAAGAUUUAUGUACCAACACAUUUUGUAAAUGUCGCAAGGUUCUAUAGUAACAUUUUCAUAUGUCGAAAUAAAAUGUUGGAAGAUAUAUGUACCGACACUUGUUAGUAAAUGUCGCAAGGUUCUAUAGUCACAUUUUCAUAUGUCAAAAUAAAAUGUCGGAAGAUAUAUGUACCCACAUUUUUUGUAGAUGUCGUAAGGUUCUAUAGUCACAUUUUCAUAUGCCGAAAUAAAUGUCGCACAAUGUAGGUACCAACAGUUUCUGUAGAUGUCAUAAUAACUUUAAGCGACAAAAUAAAAAACGAUAUUUUAAUUCAAUUAGCCGUCAUUUUUCAUAAUUGUCGGCGCAAAACUACACCGACAUUUUGACAUCUUUGAGCAACGUUUGAAAAUGAUGACAUAUACAGUUUUUUUUUUGUAGUGAUCCUACUACGAAUCCCCCGCCAAGUAAUCACUCGAUAGUGAUUCACUGUGAUGGGUCGUUCUUUAGCGACUCCCAGUCGGCGACAUAUGAUGUUGUUGUCGUUAACCACCAUGGACAAGUGUGUGAUGGGAGAGCUGAAAAUCUUCUUUGUUCCACCCCGAUUGAAGCGGAAGCAAAGACUCUCUUGGAAGGAAUUAAAUUAGCACAAGAAUAUGGAUCAGUAUGUACAGUGCAAACUGACUGUCAAAUGCUGGUGAAGGCCCUGAAUUUAGAGCUGUCAAAAUUGAACCCGACCCGGCUAACCCGUCCAAACCACCGGACCCACAACCCAUCCGUAACCCGAUUUGACAAAAAGUCAACCACCCGAAGCCCUCCCGUAACCCGAAACCAAUUGACCCGUAAUCCGAUCAACCCAUAACUCGAUGAACUAGUUAUCCGAUCCAACUCAUAACCCGACCCAUCUAUAACACGAAUGAUUCAUAACCCAAAUAACUCGUAACCGAACCCAACUCGAAUAACCCGAAUAACCCAUUUGACCCAAAUGCUUGUAUAAAAUCAAUGUAUACAUUAUUAUAUUUUAAAAUUUACCAAGAAAGAACUGUUGUCCUCAUAAUAAUCGAAAAUUAUUUGUAGAAUUAAUGGUAUAAAUUGAGGUUUUUUCUUAAAUAUUUAAUUUUUAAAAUAAUAAUAUGUGAAAUAUCUUUUCAUUCACUUUUUAUUUUAUGAAAUUCAAAGAAUAAAAUUUUGAAGAUAAUAGGGAGAGUUAGACACAAAUUAGUAUCUCCACCACCCAUAACUAUAUUAAAAAAAUCAACCCCAUGAAAAUUAAUGAAAUCCCCAAAAUCAAUGAUCCCUAUCAAGAUAAAUAAGUGGAUAGUUUACCCUUUUUACUUCAUUCUCAACUUUUUAAUGAUUUUAUUUAUUUUUAUAAGUUAAUAAAUCGACGAUUCGAACUAGAUGAUAAUAUCAUAUUUGAGCGAACCGUUGUUCGACCCAUGAGUUUUAGGAUAAGAUGUUACCGUGAAUAUAUAAAAAAUUGUGAAGAUAUAUCAGUAGAUACAUAAGUGGGUGAUUCAGAAUGAUGUUCAUAAGUCUUUGUGGAAAUGAAGAGACACUCAUCUAGUUUAUACUAUAUUUAAUUAAGACGGUUCAUUUCGAGAUGUAUAAGCAUAUAGUCUACCUUUUUUACUUCAUUCUCAAAUUUUUACUGAUUCAAUUUUUUACAAAUUAAUAAAAUAAGUGAAGUUACAAUCUCUUGCCAUAAACAAAAAAAAUUACAACCAACAAUAAAGAUUUUAUGUACACUAUUUUAUUUAUAUUUAGUUUUUAUACUAACAUAAUGGAUAUUUAAUUUGUAUGUGUAAAAUAUUAUCAUAUUAUCAUAUUCUUAAAUUUUGUAUCAUUACCUACAAUUUAUAUUCAUAUAUUGAUAGUUUGUAAAACAUUAUUUUCUGUCAACAAGUAAAUGAUCCAAUGGGUUGACCCGAAUAACCCAUAAUCCGAUCUGACCGAACUCGAAUUAACCCGCAAUCUAAUAAACUCGUAAUUUGAUGCACUCGUAACCCGAUCCGUAACCCAAUUGACCAGUGACCUGAUUGACUUGUAACCUAAUUGACCUGCAACCCAAUUAAACCCGAUCCAAAUUGAAACCGACCCGAUUGAACUCACAACCCGAUUAGACCCAAUCCGAAUCCUCCCAAUUGACACCUCUACCCUGAAUCAUAGUCAGUCUCGAUGGCUCUCGAGAUGUGCAGUCUGGAUUAGAACAAUGGUCAAUAUCCUUAGGUCUUACCCUGCAAUUUCGGUGAAAGAGGUUCUGAGGGCGUUGAACGUCAAAGCUGAUUGGGUUACAUGAUCAAAAGCUAGAUCUAUUCUGCCAGAUGACUGGAUUAAUAUUCUUAAUCUAAUUUCUUAUCUCCUUUAAGAUUGUAAUCGCUUUUUAGCAUGUUUCUUUCCUGCCAUCUAAUUCGUGACGUGGAUGAUCCGCCGAAUCCAUUGCUGACUUCACCACGAUCGAUUAGGUGAAACGGUUCUGAAAAGUUUCUUUGUUCAUACAGGCAGCGUGGUUAUAGUAGGCCAGCCAUGCAAUUCGUACUGCAUGGCGAUAUUAUUCUACCACUCUAUAAAUGGAGGCUCGAUAAGUGUCUUCACUUCAUCAAAUUCAAAUCAAAGAAAUUUAGUAAUAGCACGUAUGGCUACUAUUGCAGAUGCAGUAAGGCUUGCUGAAGUUGUAAACGAAAUAGAGCACGUAGAAAACGAACUGCGCCAACGCCGGAGACUCGUAACUACUUUUUUUGUGGUUGGAAUAAAAGUUGGCAUUAUUUGUAAAAAAAAGUCUCAUCCAUAUAAUAACAAUAGUUCAUGAUCACAAGACGAAUAAAGCACAAGACAUCCGUCCCUCGAGAAAAUUUUGAUGACUUGAAGCUAAGCAUGGAAAGAGGCAAAGAGCUACUCUUCAAUUCCCCCUAGCCUAAUUAUUCACAAUGUAGUAUGAAGUUUUAGCAGUGAUGACCGACCCGUGCUAAUUAAGCACCCAUCAUUUUUACUUUAACCCAAUUAUGCCGCUUCUAGGCAUGCUUUUACCCCUUCAAUCAAUCACCACCAUCUGAACCUUCUAUGAGACAAAAGAAAAAACAUUAAUUAAUCAUAGAAAAUGAAAUUUCUUGAUAAUUUCAAAUUUAAUUACAGCGUUUAUCGAGCCUCCAUAUAGCGUUCAUCGUUCCACUUCGCCUUGCGUAAGUAUAAUAGGGUUGCCCAUCUCGUGGCGAAACAAGCCCUCUCAUCGUUGGAUCAUUGAUUGGUCGAUCAACGACUCUUCCUUAAUUAUACUUUGUACAUUUGACCUACAAAGGUCCCUUUAUUAUGCCGUAUCUGUUGUAUUCCCUCUUGGGAUAUUUUUGACCAAAAAAAAAGCAAACUUGGUUACGAUUCUUAGAGCAGGACCAUAGCUAGCCAAAGCUGCUAUAUUUUAGUGCUCUGAAAAUUUUUUCAUUUCCCCCUACGGAUUUGAGUAUGAAAGGCCGACCCUAGCGAAUAGUCCACGCGGGCUACGCGGCUUAAUUCCGGUCAGGCGGUCACUCCCUAAGAAAUAGGCACUAAUAAUAGAUGAGCUCUUUGCUCCUGGUAGACUGAUUGGUGUUCAUUAAUCAAGUCAGUUUGCUUCUUUCUUUUACUGACGUAAUUGAUUUGCCCUUCCUUCCUUCCGAUUCCGCUACUGCGUUCGCAAGGACCACACUAACUUUAAAGAGAAAGAAGGCCUCUUAUUCAAGGCGAUGUACCUUAAAGAGUGAUGUGUCGCUCUACAACGUUAUUAUGGCUAUUGUGGGGGAACCUUGGAUAAAAAAGAAUUUUUCUC